Molecule: messenger RNA, 1234 nt
Organism: Puntigrus tetrazona (Sumatra barb)
Lineage: Eukaryota; Metazoa; Chordata; Actinopteri; Cypriniformes; Cyprinidae
Exons: 4
Coding region: 44-985 (313 amino acids)
Source: RefSeq, a predicted model, not a curated record
GCUAAAUACAAGCAGGCUUUAGAUCCAGAUCCAGAAGAACAGCAUGGCCUCGUCGGGAUCGGACUCGGUGUGGAUCGGCUUCAUGGACAUCGUUCCUGUGAUCGGGACGCUCAGAGAGUCCGUGGAGCUGGUGCUGGCUCUGUAUGAAGGGAACGAGGCGCUGGUGAAGGAGAAAGAGAAGGCCAUCGAGAACAUCGUGAAAGAGCCGCUUCUGAAACAGGCCAAAAAGAUGUCUGCUCCCCUUAAAUCUGCUCCGGCUGCAGAAGAGUUCUCUGGACUCAGAAACAUAAGAGAGGUCAGAAAGGACAUGAUUAUUGAAUAUAUGAUGAAAGGAUCCAAAAGAGAACAAAAAGCUCAAGCAGCUCAGCAGAAAGCGAGACAGAAAAAAGUGGAUGAUAUUAAGAAGAAAAUGUUAGUAAAGAUCCAGGCCAUCGAUAGAAACUGCAAUGAGGUGCUAAUAGAGGAAGUGGGGAAGUCGAAGAGAGGAGAACACGUCUUCAACAAUAACAUCCUCAAGUUCCACUCCAAGGUGUUAAAAGACUUCAUAGAAAAUAAAAUAUAUAACGAGCAGGCAGUGGCUACUUUAACCGGUCACACACUUCCUCCAAACACAGCCGAGGAUAUUCAGAGACACAUGGUGGUUCACUUUGAAGAUGAGUUGUACGUGAACGCGAACGCGGUGACCUACGGGAGAUACUGUGCAGCGCUGAGAGACGCUAUGCUCCGAGUGCUGAGCCGCACAGACCAGGAACGAGUCACGCAGAAUGACAGGCAACAGGUGAAUCACAUCAUUAAUAACAUGAACAAUCAUCAGGUCUACGUGGACGAGCUGGCCAAAGAAGAGUGGAUUCGUCAGGACAGAAGAGGAGCUAGACAGGCCCGCUUUGAAGAGGUGAGACUGCAGGUGGUGAACAUGUACGAGAAUGAUCGUGGGUUGGAGUGGUGUCUCCGGGUUCUGCGUGAAGUUCCCAGGGCUGCGGUCUAGAACCAACACGGUUCAUCCUAAGACGAGAAAGAGGACUUCUCUGGUGUGUUAUGAUCCACCUCCAGCCUCUGACUGAUCGUCUCAGCACUCUACACUUACUUCUGUUUUCUUGUGCUUCUUAUAAACAUCUUUAAAAUGUGUUUUUUUCCUUCUAAUUACAUAUUAUCUCUUUAUUGAUUUUUAUAAAAAACAUAUUCAACAUUGCCAAUGAAUGUCAAUUUACUAUCAAUAAAUGAAAAUGAAUAAACA